AUGUCGUCUGAGCCUUCAAAAGUGGCAGUGGAAUAUAUUAGUGAAGACAAAAUUAUCAAGGAGGGUAGCGGCGCCCAGUCGCCCCUAGCGUUAUUGGCUGCCACCUGCAGUCGCCUUGGUGCUUCCAAUAUGCAGACAGAACAACAGGAUAAGGAGCAGCAGCAGCAGCAUUUCAGCCCGCAGCAGCAGCAACAGCAACAACAACAGCAGCAGCAACAACAACAGCAGCAACAGCAACAACAACAACAACAGCAGCAGCAGCAGCAACAACAACAACAGGUCCAACAAGCUCAGCUUGUACAGCAACAAGUGCAAGGUGAUGCAGCAACACUUGCAGCAAUACAACAACAAUACUUGCAACAGCAACCUCAACUACGAGUCAUCAGUACUGCGGUUGUUCAGCAACUCAGAGCUCAAGGGUUGUCGGGGAAUGAAUUGUCUGCAGCGAUAGUAAAUGCAGCAAGUACGGUACCAAAUGGCAUACAAGUGCAGCAACCUCAGGUUAUCUCAAUGCAACAGCUACAAUCGUUGCUGGGCGGCGGAGUGGUGUCGGGCGGCGACGGCACAACGUAUCAGAACACACCACAGCAGCUGUUACAAAUACACCCCCAGCUUUUGCAACAACAAGGAAAUGUGUACGGCGGCUGCGUGGUAGGCGGCAUGGCGCCGUUGCAGACCGUCACUGUGGAUGGACAGGACGCGCUCUUCAUACCCGCGCAUCACGCACAGAAUUUCUCUGGUAUGGGACAAGUGAGCCUUGUCAACGGUCAGUUAGUGAGGACGCCAGUUCUGCCCGCCGGGUUCCUUCAAAACGUCAUGCACUUGCCCACAGAGCAACAGGCCACCGUGUCCAUCCCCGGUACUAACCUCACUAUCCCCCUGAGCGCCCUCACCGGCAAUCAGAUGAUUACUAUCCCGGGGACUAACAUAUCGAUCCCGGGCGGGAUUCAGAUCCCGACCAGUCAGUCGAUAUCGAUCCCGAGCUCGACGAGUGUCCAACUACCGGUGGCCAGUGUUGCCAACGUGGCCAAUGGUGGCGUCGCCUUGGGGAAUGGGGAUAGUAAGAAUGGCAACACCAAGGAGGAGAAAGCGUCACCCACUCCCAAUGGACAAGGCGGCGGCGUGGCGGUGCGCGGCGGCGUGGGCGGCGUGGGCGUGGGCGUGGUGCCGGUGCAGGUGCCGGUGAGCGUGGCCAACGGGCACACGGUGUACCAGACCGUGCACGUGCCGGUGCACGCGCCGCACCUGCAGAUCAUACCGCAGCUGCAGCAGAUGCAAGCGCAACCGCAAGUGGCUAACGUCCUCACGCCUUCUGGACAAAUACAACAGAUACAAAUCGCAUCGCUCGGUAACGUACAGCAAAGUGCGGCGCAGGGCGGCGCCGGCGCCCAGCAGCAGCCUACGAUCACAUUACAGGCGGUGUCGAACCCGCUACAAGAGAACUCUUCGCAAGCGAUCAUCACCACCACGCCGCAGGGACAGCAGCUCACCGUCAUACCGUCUAGCAAUAUGCCAACGUUGGGCGUGGGCGGGCUCAGUGGCGUCCAGCUAGUCCCCACAGUGGGACUGCCCGGCGCGGUGCAGCUUGCGCAAAUACCGCAGCAGCAGCAACCACAGCCACAGCCUGUUAUAGAAACACCAUUUCCAGGACAACAAAUACAACAGGACCCCAACGAGCCCGGCAAGUGGCAGGUGGUGACGGUGAGCUCGGGCAGCGCGCCCGCCGCGGAGUGCGAGGCGAACAAGAUCAGGCCCAACAGUCCCAACAGUGGGAAGCGGUUGAUGAAGCGCGUGGCCUGCACGUGUCCCAAUUGCGAUCAGGGGGAGAACAGGCUAGUGGACCGCAAGAAGCAACACGUGUGCCACAUCCCCGGCUGCAACAAGGUGUACGGCAAGACGUCGCACCUGCGCGCGCACCUGCGCUGGCACUCCGGCGAGCGCCCCUUCCACUGCAACUGGCUGUUCUGUGGCAAGAGGUUCACUCGGUCGGACGAGCUGCAGCGUCACCGGCGCACGCACACGGGCGAGAAGCGCUUCGAGUGCCCCGAGUGCAGCAAGCGCUUCAUGCGCUCCGACCACCUCGCCAAGCACGUGCGCAUACACACCAAGAACCGGAUCACGGAGGUAGCAACAUCGACUCAGUCAAUGUACUCGGACUCGGGCGACGACAGCUGCGAUGAGAAAAUGAUGCUAACAAUAGAAACAAUGCACCAAGGAGGGGAUAAUGAAGAGAAACUCGUCAUGAUCAGACAGGGCACUAAGCUCGAUCCCGAUCAUAUUGACACG
Brenthis ino (lesser marbled fritillary) is the source of this 2286-nucleotide messenger RNA. The record is from the annotation of a GenBank genome assembly. NCBI's taxonomy places the organism in Eukaryota, Metazoa, Arthropoda, Insecta, Lepidoptera, Nymphalidae.